Molecule: messenger RNA, 4482 nt
Organism: Linum trigynum
Lineage: Eukaryota; Viridiplantae; Streptophyta; Magnoliopsida; Malpighiales; Linaceae
Source: the annotation of a GenBank genome assembly
CUCAAGUUUCAUACUACAGGAGACAUUUUUAAGGAAUCACUCUUGCUGAGGAAUUCCGUACAGUGCGUAGCUGCUGCCGCCACCUCCCUGAUUCACAGAACCUACAGCUUGAAAAUGAGAGUGUUAGCUGGGUUAUUCCUUUAAAAUUUGAUCUGAGAAUGGGGGCUGAGAGUGACAGGGUGCCCUUAUUUAAUCUAUUAACAAGUGUUUUUAGCUCUUUGUCUAUUACAGUAUUACGAGACCAUCGAGACUGUGAUUUGGCAGCCAACACCAUCGUCCAUCGAGAGGAUUCACUGUCAAAACAAUGUAUGAUUGUAUGGUGGAGCAGAAGUAUCAGGAGCUGUCCAUUCCACAGAAGACUGUAUGGCAGCAACUUAAACCUUACAAGAUACGUGUUUCCGUCUGGAUGAUAUAUCAGAAGAAGAUUUUGACACACGAAUCUUUAAAGAAGAAGCUAUGUGUUUCCUUAGCAGAUGUGUGGUGUGUGUGGCAAGUGAGGAAGAUGUGAAUCACCUCAUUCUUAGGUGCAACAUAGUGACUGAAGGGUAUCUCGAGGAUGAUAGCUAAAUAUCUGCAGGUUACAAAUGUUUUAAAUCUCGAGACAGCAGACGUGACAGAAGUUAUUGCAAAUUGACCGCAUCAGCAGCCUCAAGGGCCACAGGAUUGGUGCACCAAGAUUCUUCUAAGCGCGUUUUGUUGGAUAAUUUGGAAGGAAAGGAACUCACGGAUCGGUCCUUUGAUGGGAAAGCAUCGUCUCCUCAGGUUAUCUGCUGCAGAAUUGGAAACAUGUUUGCACAAUGGCUAAUUGUAGCAGGGAAAGUGCAAAGACCAAUUGUGGAAGAGUGGCUGACCAAUUUGCAGAGGAGUUUGCUUCCAAUACAAGGACCACAAGAGAGCAGCAGCCUGACCUGUGAAGAGAUGUAUGGAACUAGCCAAAAAAUGCAGAUGAUAUUGUAAAUGCGCGUUGAGUCUCUGCUGCAUAUAAGAAUUAAGAAGUGGCUACACUGAAGAAGCUCCCCUGAUGGAAGUAGCCUGUCUUGCCUUGAUGGGGAAUGAGAUACAGAUGUCUUUGAGAAGAAGAAAUGGUAAGGCGGUGUGUGUAUGUUACUGUUUUUUGAUAAUGGUGUGUAUGUUACUGUUACAUGUUCGUCAUUCGAUGCUACAGAAAAUCAUUGGUGAUAUGCGAAAGUGGCUGGAGGAUUGUGGUUAUGUGAUCAUUGGAAAUGUUCCUAUCUCUGAUACAGAGCUUAACGCUAGAGAUUGCAUGGUCUUUUUGCUGCUCAUUUACCAAUGCUACUACAGUACUACUGCUGUUGUAAGUGCAGAUUGUAAGAGCAGUUUGUGCUGCUCAGGUUCCUAAAAUCUUUUUUUGGAAGUAAUGAUAAUAACACUAACCCAUCUCUUUACAUAUUACCAUUAUAAAGAACAUGAUGAAGAGUUGAUUUGUUCACUUGUUAUUAUUUCUUCCUGGGCAGCAGAAAGCUCUCUGUUGUCGAAGCUUGAUCUGAUCUGUCUGCAGAUAGUCUUACUUUUCACUGUGAAAAUGGCCAUGCACUUUCCUCACAGCUUUCACUCUCAUUUUGAGUUGUUAUGGGAAAACCUAAAAGCUCUGUCCAUGUCAAGUAGUGAAGUAGACGGUGUGAGAACUGGCCAUUUGCAAAUCUGUAGUGUACAACUGUACAUGUGUAUCUAGUAUCUAUAGGGCUAAGGUUUUGUAGGUCCUGUAUCUAGUAUCUUUGAUAAUAUAUAAAUGACGAAAUUGGAUUAGAAUGGAAAUGUGAGUUAUCAAUCCUCAUACCUCUCGCAUGCUAAGCGCGAGCCGCUCUAUCGUCGGACCUACAUCUCCUUGGCCUGAAAGUGGUACCCUCCUAGUCGGUCUUCAUAACCCUUCCUUGUUGUGGAAGGAAAAAGGAUGUGAUGGAACUCACUACAUUACUCUACUGAGUGACUUGACUUGGUCCUUCAAACAUCCAAUUAAUGGUUCCAGCCAUUUCUGAGGCCUGGAACCUCUUGUCCAAUUUGUCUAACUGCAUGGGACCAAUGACAGUAGCUAGAUGAUGACUUCUGGUCACCCCAACGAGAAUCCUCAACAAUAAUAUGCCAACCGUCAAUUGAUUGUUUCUGCCAUCUGCCAUCUUCAGCCUCCAUAACUUCAUAUAUUAAGUAACCAGGGACCCAUUUUGGACAGUGGUUUGUAGUAAUUCGUUGAUUUUCGACCGGGAGGAUUGUGAAGGCAAAAGAAAGGCCUCUCUGGCCUCUCUGCUCAUUUCCACCAUUAUUGGUGGAGAAUGUAGAGCAGCAGAAGUUAUUAUGCAGCAGAGGGAUUGUGAGGGUAAUAUCAGUCAGAGGGUCAAUCUCUUUCUCUCUGUGACUCUCAUUCAAUAUUGUCUACUUCCAAAUUAAUCAUUCUUUCUUGUUGACACCUAAAAUUAAUUCGACCAGAAUUAAAUGCCGCAUUAAUUAGUCUCGGCAUUUAAGUCGAUACCGCAUGUAAAAAACGGUAUCGUUGGGAGUCGAGCGGCGUCGCGGAGAACUAAAACGGUACCGCAAGGAAGCUCAGCGGUGCCGCGGUACUGCAAACGACACCGUUUACCGAAAAACAAGAGGGCCGCGCGUGGGUAUUGGAGAAGGAGUUUUCUCUAAUUAAUUAUUAUUUUUAUUCCUUGUUGGAUUGGAAGAAGCGGCACCGAGGAGAGCUAAAACGAUGCCGCGGAAUUAAAAACAGUACCGCGAGGAAGCCCAACGGUACCGCAAGCAAACGACAGUGUUUAAUAAAAAACAAUGUCGCAAAAGGAAAAACAAACGGAGCCGUUUUGGCGCUAAUGAUGUCGUUGGUCGUGGACUAGUGAGGGCCAGAUUAGUUAAUUAAUAUUUUUAAUGACUUUUUAGCACGGUGUCGUUAGUUGAAAACGAUGCCGCAAGAAGGAACGACACCGCGGAUUUAAAGACGAUGCCGCGAGUGGGCCAAACGAUGCCGCAGUUGUUAAAACGACAGCGUUAAAUUUAAAGCGGCAUCGCAAAGUUCAACAGAAUCGCAGAAAUAGAAAACGAUGCUGUUUAAUUAAGAACGGCGCCGCGGAGUGAGAGUUUGACAACGUGCCAACAAUGAUGGCCGGUUUAAUUAAUAUUUUAAGGAUCAGGUAAGACGGUGUCGCUUUAGCCGAAAACGACAUCGUGGGAGGUCGACACCGUCGCGGUACUGAAACGAUGUUGUUUAAUUAAAAACAACCUCGCAGUGACGAGAGUUCAUCAAUGGCGGAUUUUGGCUCAGUGACGUUUUGGACCAAGUUGCCACGUGCUCAAGGGGUUUCGCACUCGUGGGAGUUACGCAACAAGGAGGAAGUUGCCUGCACAGUUGACAGGAGUGAAGACGUGGGAGACAAAGGCGCGAAGGCGGUUACUACGACGAGGAGAAGCGCGAAGUAUAAAGAUUGGGAAGAGAGAGAAGUUCGAGACGGCAAAUCAAAUCAAAAACUGCACCUACGCAGAUUUAUCUUUUUCUCUCUAGUUCGUAGAACUUCUCUGUCAAAGACCUCCUUUGCAGAGUCGUAGUAGUCGUAGUAGUCGUAGUCGUAGUUGCGGAGCUCUCCAGAGGAACCUCCAUAGGAGUAGAGGUAACGUAACUUAGAACACUCCCGGUUUGGUUUCUCGUUUCUCGUUGAACACCCUCGUUCGAACGUAGUUUGGAGAGGUGGUGAACCGAGUAACGGUUGUUUGAUUAGAAGUCAAAGGUGUAUUGAUCGAAUCAACAUCGCCGACACCGGCGGUGGAUAUUUGACAGUCAUCUUGGUUUCUGUUUAAUCGAUCAAAUCAACGGCGCCGACAUUCGGUGGCGGAUAUUUGACGAUUUUUGCUGACUUUGGGUUUUUGUUUCCUUGAAAUCAGAGCGCAUUGAACGCACGAGUUUCGCCAACGAAACACUUCUCCAUUGCGAAUGAGGCAGUAGCCAAGUUGUCGACUGGUCGUGAUGCUUGCUUGUUUUCCCCCUUCACCCACUUCUCUAGUAACAUGAUUAAAAAAAAAAAACCCCCUUCUUCUUCCAUAAUAGCAGAACAAAUGAGAGGGCAUUUUGGGUUUCCCCUUUGAAAUUCAAAACUUCGACAAUUUCGCAACAAACAGCAACAACAUGGUCGAUCGUUUAAGUGAGUCGUAGUCGUCAGGGUAAAACCAAAAAGGAAAAUCCACCUAAAUGUUGGAAUUAGGGUGUUGACAUCAAAUUUGUUAUAAUGGUGCCAACACUAAUUAAAGUUAAUUAAUGAUAAACUUUUUUAUUUCUUUUGACUUUGUAUAUUGAAGGCGGUUGACAAUUUUUAACUGUUGAUAUUGAAAGGAGGGAGACGCUUAUCAUCUUUGCAAAUUAUCAGAGCACAAGAAGCGCGUGUGACGCUGUCUAUUUAUUUCUUAUUCCGUUUUUAGCUGGCAAUGACCACAAGUAUCAUGAAGUGUACUGGAAAAUUCAUACAAGAAAUACGAUAAACCACA